GGGUUCCGGUCACCUCGCGGCGCGCACCGGACGUCACCGGGGGCGGGGCCAGAGGCGGGGCCUGGCCUCGUUGUGAGCGGCUCGUAAUCCAUCAUGGCGGCCGCGGGGGUCGGUGACCGUCCCUGAACAGCGCUGGAGCCGGAGCCGGUUCCCGGGUUCUGCGGCUGAGGAGCCCUUCCGUUGUCCACGGCCCCUACCUGCGGGGGGAGGUCGGGUCCUGCGACGGAGCCCGGGGGAUGUGACUGCCUGGCGGCGGUGGCCGAAGCAACGUCCGGGGCCGGGGGAGGGGGUGUUUCGGGCAGAGACCCCCAGGCUCGGAGAAGCUGAGGCGGCCGGGCCUCCUCUCCCCCUCUGCCCGCGACCCGCCUUCGGGGCCGCGAGAGUCCUUCGUCCCUUACAGCCCCGCCCGGGCUCUGGGACCCUCGGGGUGGUCUCUUUCCCCAGACCUGGGACACCCCGUUUCCUGAGGCGUGGAGGAGCGUCGCCCCCGGAGUAAGCCACCCGUGCCUCGCCCCGGCAGCCUCUCUCUUGACCCCGAGCCGCUCCUUGCUCCGACUCCCGGCCCCAGGUUUGGCCUCGGAGCCCCCCAUUCAAAUCCCAUCCCUGCUGUCAAGGGGCCUCCCCUUCCCCCCAGGUUGCUCCCGUGAGCCUCUAAUGCCCUGACUUCUUCCAAUGUCACCUACGGCCCCCUUAGUCUCAGCCCAGCCAAAAACUUUAAUGCAAAGGAAAAGCUUGGACUGGUUUCACAGGCCUUUUAAAAAGCGGACUUAAAAGUU
Messenger RNA from Lagenorhynchus albirostris (white-beaked dolphin), 776 nucleotides. RefSeq lists its product as uncharacterized. The coding region runs from base 673 to 771 and encodes 32 amino acids. NCBI's taxonomy places the organism in Eukaryota, Metazoa, Chordata, Mammalia, Artiodactyla, Delphinidae. The transcript has a single exon. The record is from RefSeq and is a predicted model, not a curated record.